Messenger RNA from Dendronephthya gigantea, 1851 nucleotides. RefSeq lists its product as uncharacterized. NCBI's taxonomy places the organism in Eukaryota, Metazoa, Cnidaria, Anthozoa, Malacalcyonacea, Nephtheidae. The coding region runs from base 1 to 1851 and encodes 616 amino acids. The record is from RefSeq and is a predicted model, not a curated record. The transcript is spliced from 9 exons.
AUGCACGAGAAAAAGAAUAUGGAAGAGAGCCAAAGUUCCAGUGACGAGUAUGUACCUAGCACAGAUGAAGAAGACAAAGAUUCUGAGUCUGAAGAUGACGAUGAGUAUGCAUUUAAAGAUGGAACAGACAAGUCCCUAAUAAGAACUGACAGCAGCGCUAGUGAAGCAAUCAAGAAAUCUGGAGUGUAUAUAAUGUCAAGCAGUGAAAAAGAUGGAAGAAGAGUAUACGACAAAAAAAAUGCCUGCUACUUUUGUGAGAAGGAAUUUGGCAAGCUUGGUCGACAUCUCUUCCAAGUCCAUAAAAAUGAAAAAGAAGUGGCAGAAAUUGUAGCUCUCGAAAAAAACGACAGAACGCGCCAGUUGGUACUAGACAAAUUGUGUCGCCUUGGUAAUUUUAACCACAACUUGAAAGUGUUGGAGGUUCAUGAAGGUGAACUAAAGGUAAUGCGGAGACCAGGAGAAAACGAAGAUAAAGACCCCUCCAAUUACUUGCCCUGUCAGUUUUGUCAUGGUUUCUUCCAGAAAAAGGAUCUAUACCGACACUGCCCAAAAUGUCCUUUCGCUCAAGAAAUAAACCACACCAUGAAAUCCAAGAAGCUGCAGCAUGCGGGAAGAUUGUUGUUGGCAGCAAAUAAAUUUCCAUCCGGUGCUAGUCAACAACUAUCAGAUAACGUCUUGGCAAUAAUGGCGAUGGAUGAUGUCAGCGCUGUAGUCAGAACUGAUGAAACAAUCCUAAGGGUGGGCUCCACACUAAUAGAGAAACGCGGCAAUGAAAAAGCUGUGGAAGUUUCACAACAAAUGCGUAUUCUUGCCCGAUUGCUCAUAAAGGUUAGAGAGUUAUGUUGUGUUCCAACUUUAUCGCUUGAGAAGAGUUUGACGCCAGCACAAUUUGAUAACCAUCUUGCCAGCGCAAGAUAUCUUGGUGGAUACACAGGAGCACCGAACACCAGUGCGGAUCGUUUCAAAUCCCCGUCGACAGCUGCCAAAUGCGGAUAUGCCUUAAAAAAAGCGGCGUAUGUAGUAAAAGGCCAGGCAUUGCGAAGAAAAGACAUGGAAGCAAAAAACGACGUCGAUCUGUUCCUAGAGCUCCUGCGAACUUUCCUCAACGAGCAGAUUUUGGAACUUAGCGAGGAUGUGAAGAAAAACCCUAUGCAAGAAAAUUGGAGGAAACUUGCUAAUUCAGCCUUAGCAAGACUGAUUAUGUUCAAUAAACGGAGAGGUGGGGAGGCUUCUCGAAUGAAACUCGAUGCUUUCCAAGGGAGGCCUUUGUGGGGCAACAUUCACAACGAGGAAAUAGUUUCUGCCCUUUCAGCCACUGAAAGAGAACUCUGCAAACGGUUUGACAUGGUGGAAAUUCUUGGAAAACGAAACAGAAAAGUUCCCGUGUUGCUGACACCUGAUGUAAAAGCUGCCAUACUUGUCUUGAACAGGACAAGGGAAGAUGGGAAUGUGAACGAAGAAAAUCCCUAUGUUUUCGCAGUGAAUGACGGAAGUUCAAAACAGUUUUUACGAGGGAACGAUGUUAUACGUCAUGCAUGUAAAAUGGUUGAUCUUAAAAAUCCCGACGUGAUUACUUCAACCAACCUCCGAAAGUAUGUGGCAACUGUGUCGCAGCUCGUUGACAUGGAUCAAAAUGAAUUGGGAUGGCUGGCAACUCAUCUUGGCCACGACGUGCACAUCCAUAAAGAGUUCUACAGGAUGCAAGAAAGCACACUUGAGAUGGCAGUAGUUGGUAACCUCUUAAUGGCCAUCGAUGAAGGGAGGGCACACGAAUUUAAAGGGAAAAACCUGCGGGACAUUACACUUCAAGACUUUCACAAUACUCAGAGUGAAGAGGAUGCCGAGGUCUGA